Molecule: messenger RNA, 1287 nt
Organism: Macrosiphum euphorbiae (potato aphid)
Lineage: Eukaryota; Metazoa; Arthropoda; Insecta; Hemiptera; Aphididae
Source: the annotation of a GenBank genome assembly
AUGGUAGUCCAGAAGAAAGAAAGCGUGUUCAACACACUCAACGAAUGUGAAGUGGAAGAUAUUACUUUAGAGUUUUUCUACAAACCUCAUACCAUAACUCUAUUAAUAUUGUCAAUCAUUGGUGUGAUUCUUAUGUCCUUUAUUCGAGAUGACAAAUCGAUUGAUAGCAAUAUUUGUGCUGGAAUCUGGUGCGUUAUAUUUUUUUUGAUUCUUGUAUCUCUAUUGGCAUUCCCAAAUGGCCCAUUUGUGAGACCUCACCCAGCAGUCUGGCGAAUGGUAUUUGGACUAAGUGUUCUAUACUCGUUAACAUUGCUAUUUUUAUUAUUUCAAAAAUAUGAAACUAUUAAAGGAAUGAUAUUAUGGCUUGAUCCUAAUCUAAAAGAUUUCCGAAUUGAUAUGGAUAAAGAGUAUGGUGUUAACUGUUCAGAUAUCUCUGUAGAGAAGUUUUGGGCGCAUUUGGAUGUAUUUGCUGCCGGUCACUUUUUUGGAUGGGUAUCAAAAGCAAUACUAGUGAGGCAUUAUGGAAUAUUGUGGUCAAUGAGUAUGAUGUGGGAAUUCACUGAAGUAAUGUUUUCUCAUUUAUUGCCUAAUUUUAAAGAAUGUUGGUGGGAUGCAUGGAUUUUAGAUGUCCUGCUUUGCAAUGGAUUUGGUAUAUGGGUCGGAAUGAAAAUUUGCAAAAUGUUGGAAAUGAGAGACUAUAACUGGCCUGGUAUUAAAGAUAUUGACACAACUAAAGGUAAAAUCAAGCGAGCUGCACUACAGUUUACACCAGCUAGUUGGACACCAGUUCGGUGGCUAGAUCCAAAUUCAUCAUAUAUGCGCUUUUUUUCUGUGUGCCAAAUGGUAAUUAUGUGGCAAGUAUCUGAACUGAAUACAUUCUUCUUGAAGCACAUAUUUGAAAUGCCACCAUCACAUCCACUAGUUGUUGGCAGGCUUUUCUUUUUGAGUAUCGUAGUUGCCCCAUCUACUCGACAAUAUUACACAUAUGUGACAGAUCCUAAUUGUAAAAGACUUGGGACACAGUGUUGGGUCUAUGCAGUCAUAAUGGUCACAGAGUCGCUAUUGUGUAUAAAGAAUGGAAAAGAACUCUUUCAGCAGACAGAAAUUUUUAACAUAUCAGUAUGGUUGAUGAUCAUGCUAUUUUUCUCCGUUGUGAGCGUUUUGGGUUUUUGGCAGGCUGAUUGGUUGACGGGAAAAAAAUUUGAUGCAGAUGUUGUUCCAAACUCUAUUUCAAAUGAUAGCAAUGUUGAAGAAGACUACAAAACUAGCAAAAGCAAAACACUUUAA